Molecule: messenger RNA, 5211 nt
Organism: Linepithema humile (Argentine ant)
Lineage: Eukaryota; Metazoa; Arthropoda; Insecta; Hymenoptera; Formicidae
Gene: Nrx-IV
Product: neurexin-4
Source: RefSeq, a predicted model, not a curated record
UUUUUUACACCUGUGACGUCGAAUAAUCGAUUCAAUACAACAAUACACCGGAAAGAAUCAAGCCAAGGCGCGGCACAUAUCAGAUCACGUCAUUCAAGUUGAUUCACGUCAUUGGCGUGUAUCAGCGUGCAUUGGUGAGCGCGGUUAGUGUUGUAACGGAUCAGAGCGGAAUUGAGUGAGAUUUUUUUUGGAAAAAUAAGGAACGCCGAGGUCUGGCGCGGAAUGCGUACGCUAGCCGCGAACGCAGACGUAGAAGUGUUCAACGAUAAUUUCGACCAAACGAAGUAUACAAGGUAGAUUGAUUGCAGCGUGGUCCAACGUUAUUCUCGCUCAAUUGGUUGAAUCAUCGGCGUAGCCGAGGAAUUUUCUCAAGGAAGAAGCAUUUUGUAGUGCAAGGCGAUGAUACGAUGACCGCUUUCAAGUGUCUUGUGUAUAUAUUCGCCAUAGUGGCAAGCUCAUUCGCAUAUACAUACUAUGAGGACGAAUGCAACAUUGCUCUUUUGGAUAGAGCUCAUAUAAAAGCAACCAGUUCCUUACCUGAAAGAGGUCCAAAGAACGCCAGGCUAGAUGGCGAAAACGCUUGGACGGCUAGCAGUUCAGAUUUCGGUCAGUAUUUAAUAGUCGACUUGGGCCAAGUGAUGAACAUCACACACAUAGCAACUCGAGGACGAUCGUCACAGAACGAGUAUGUUAAGGAGUAUCGUAUUAGUUACGGUACCAAUGGUCUUGAUUACCAGGAUUACAAGGAAGAAGAUGGCCAUGCGAAGAUGUUUAAAGGUAAUAAAGAUGGAAAUAGCUUGAAGCUUAACAAGUUUGAGAUACCAAUAAUCGCGCAAUGGAUAAGAAUAAAUCCAACGCGAUGGCAAGACAGGAUAUCGCUGAGAGUCGAACUCUACGGAUGCGACUACGUGUCUGAUAUUGCUUCCUUCAACGGAUCCUCUCUCAUACGUAUGGAUCUACUUAGAGAACCUAUCGAAACCGAUAGGCAUAGUAUACGUUUCCGUUUUAAAACCACCAACGCCGACGGUGUGCUAAUGUAUUCUCGUGGCACGCAAGGCGACUAUAUAGCCUUGCAAUUACGCGACAAUCGAAUGCUGCUCAACCUCGAUCUCGGAUCCGGCAUUAUGACGAGUCUGUCCGUUGGCAGUCUUCUGGACGACAAUAUGUGGCACGAUGUUGUAUUCUCCCGCAAUAGGAAAGAUAUUUCGUUCUCCGUCGACAGAGUGUUGAUCCGAGGUAGAGUAAAGGGACAGUUUCACCGAUUGGACUUGAAUCAACACUUUUACAUCGGCGGCGUGCCUAACAAGCAGGACGGUUUAGUGGUGAAUCAGAAUUUCACGGGCUGCAUAGAAAACUUUUAUCUCAACACGACGAAUAUAAUUCACGAACUGAAGGAGUCGGAGAUCGUGGGUGAAAAUUUGAAGUAUUUCAAGGCUCAUACGUACUACGGCUGUCCGGAACCUCUAAUAAUACCCGUCACGUUUCUGACUCCCGGAUCCUACGCUAGGUUGAAAGGGUACGAGGGCGUGCCGUCUCUCAACAUCUCUCUCGCGUUCCGAACGUACGAGGAGCGAGGAAUAAUUAUUUACCAUCAAUUCCGGAGUCCGGGCUACGUCAAGCUGUUCCUGGAAGAAGGUAAAUUGAAGGUCGACAUAAAAACAGCGGAUAACCCAGCUGUGAUUCUGGACAACUUUUACGAAAAGUUCAACGAUGGAAAGUGGCAUCAGGUGAUUUUGACGAUUGCGACAAAUUCUCUCGUCUUGAAUGUCGACGGCAGGCCGAUGAAAACGGAGCGCAAGCUGUCAAUGUCGACUGGAUCAUUUUACAUGAUCGGCGGUAUGACCGGAGAGGGAAGCAACUACGGGUUCGUCGGCUGCAUGAGAAUGAUAAGUGUCGACGGCAAUUAUAAAUUACCUACCGACUGGAAGGAAGAGGAGUAUUGCUGCAAGAACGAGAUUGUGUUCGACACUUGUCGAAUGGCGGACCGUUGCAAUCCAAAUCCUUGCAAGCACAAUGGUGUCUGCUAUCAAAACUCUGAUGAAUUCUUCUGCGAGUGUGCCAAUACCGGAUACGCGGGCGCAGUUUGUCACACCUCACUAAAUCCUCUCUCGUGCGAGGCCUACAAGAAUAUGAAUCCGGUAAAUCAGAAAGCGGAGAUCACGGUCGACGUCGACGGCAGCGGGCCGCUAAAGCCGUUCCCCGUCACUUGCGAAUUCUUCACCGAUGACCGCGUGAUGACGGUUUUACAUCACAGCAAUGAACAAGUCACUCCCGUCGAUGGUUUCGAGGAGCCUGGUAGCUUCAUACAGGAAAUUAAUUACGACGCUGAUUUCGAUCAAAUUGAGGCUCUACUAAACCGAUCUAUAAGCUGCAGGCAGAGGAUAAAUUACGCGUGCAAGCAUUCCAAAUUAUUUAACUCGCCAGUUUCUCAAGGAGAUCAUUUCAGACCAAACUCGUGGUGGGUGAGUCGCAACAAUCAGAAGAUGGAUUAUUGGGGCGGCGCGUUGCCCGGGUCGCGAAAAUGCGAAUGUGGUAUAUACGCAAAUUGCGGGGACCCCACCAAGUGGUGCAACUGCGAUUCCGGCUUGGAGGGAUGGUUGGAAGACGGCGGGGAUAUCACGGAGAAGGAGCAUCUCCCCGUGAAACAAUUGCGUUUCGGUGACACGGGUACGCCGCUCGACGACAAGGAGGGUCGUUAUACGUUAGGUCCGCUCAUUUGCGAAGGCGACGAUUUGUUCAAGAACAUGGUCACAUUCCGUAUAGCCGAUUCCACCAUAAAUCUACCGACGUUUGACAUCGGCCACAGCGGUGAUAUUUACUUCGAGUUCAAAACCACUACUUUGGACGCCGUGAUAAUUCACAGCAAGGGUCCCAACGAUUACAUCAAGGUCUCCAUAACCACCGGAAAUCAAUUAACCUUCCAGUAUGUGGCCGGUGGAGGACCGCUCACCGUUACCGUGCAGACGUCCUACAAUUUGGCUGAUAACAAGUGGCACUCCGUGUCGGUGGAAAGAAAUCGCAAGGAGGCGCGCAUCGUCAUCGACGGGGCGCUGAAGAACGAAGUGCGAGAACCUCCGGGCCCUGUGCGAGCGAUUCAUCUCACCUCCGAUUUCGUGGUGGGCGCCACGACUGAUUACAGGGACGGAUUUGUCGGUUGCAUAAGAGCGCUGCUUCUCAACGGGCAAUUGCAAGAUUUAAGAAGUUACGCCCGACGCGGAUUGUACGGCAUCACAGAAGAUUGCGUCGGCAGGUGCGAAAGUAGUCCUUGCCUUAAUAACGGCACGUGCCACGAGAGAUACGACGGAUACUGGUGCGACUGUCGAUGGACCGCGUUCAAAGGACCGAUUUGUGCAGAUGAAAUUGGUGUGACUAUGCGAUCCAGCUCAAUGAUAAAGUACGACUUCAUGGGCACCUGGCGUUCCACUAUUUCUGAAAAUAUACGCAUUGGUUUUACAACGACGAACCCGAGAGGGUUUUUGAUGGGCCUAUUUUCCAAUAUCUCGGGAGAGUAUAUGGUUAUAAUGAUUUCAAACAGCGGCAGCUUACGCGUGGUAUUCGAUUUCGGCUUCGAGCGGCAGGAUGUAGUGUAUGGCGGCCAAGAGACUAAUAAUCUCGGCACGGGACAAUAUCACGACAUCAAAAUCAGUAGAAGGAACUCCGGCUCCACUCUGGUGAUACAGGUCGAUGAUUACGAGGAGCAAACUGUUCAUUAUGACAUAAAGCAUUCCGCGGACGCGCAAUUCAACAAUAUCCAAUACAUGUACAUCGGCAGGAACGAAACUAUGUCGGCGGGAUUCGUGGGUUGCAUAUCGCGAAUCGAAUUCGACGAUAUAUACCCGCUGAAGUUACUCUUCCAAGAGAACGGACCCGGUAACGUGCGCUCGAUCGGUUCUACCGUGACCGAAGACUAUUGCGGCAUCGAACCGAUCACGCAUCCGCCUGAUAUCGUGGAGACGCGACCGCCGCCGGAAUUGGACGAAGAAAAACUCAGAGCCGCGUACAAUGAGACUGACACGGCCAUUUUGGGCAGUGUACUAGCAAUUCUUCUGAUCGCGGUUGUGAUCAUGAUUAUUCUUAUAGGUAGAUAUAUGUCUAGACAUAAAGGAGAGUAUUUAACGCAAGAAGACAAGGGUGCUGAGAUAGCCUUAGACCCGGACUCAGCGGUUGUAAACUCCGCCACUGGUCAUCAAGUUCAGAAAAAGAAAGAGUGGUUUAUCUGAAACGUCGAAAUGUAAGCGAGAAAAGUAAUACGUACAUUUUAAUUUAAUCUAAAAUACUAUAAACAUCUUUGUAAGAGUAAAAAUAUCUCUUUUGCCCCCGUUCAACUAUUAUUUUUCUUUCUUGCGUUAGAUAAUGUUAACGAUCAGAAGCUGUUAUUUUAUAUUUUUUAACGUGAUUAGUCUCGCAAUAUUUGGCCACCGAAAUCUCUUACAAAUUUCUUUAAAUAUGAUUAUAACGAAUGAUUUCCUUCAGUUUUGUGAUACGGUCAUAUUUAUCGUGUGCCAAUGAGAAAAAAAUUUAAAUAGUUACGGCACAAUUAACAUGGUGGUAAAUUAUAUAUAAAUUUUUAUAAUCGGGUAUAAAAGAGUUUUAUGUAAUAUAAAUAGAGAUUACCAUGUACAAAGCCAUUUUAACUAUCAAAGCUAUCUUACUGGCAAAUAAAUUACUUACGUUUCUGUUUUUAUUCUUUCUGUUUUAUAACGAUUCACAGUAUUAGUUGUAACGUUCACCGUCCAAAGUGCAUUUUAAACUUCUUUUAGAUUUAUUUUUUAUUUUUACUUGUUUAUGAUUAUAUUUUACAGAUGUUUACUUUUUUACGUGUAGAUCUGUAACGUCACCGUAGUAAUUUAAUAUUAAUAUAAUAUUAAGAACGAUAAUUGUAAUGAUAACAGUAACAAGAAAUGAUAAUAAUAUAACAAUAAUGAUAAUAAUUACUAUAUACUACAAGCAUGUAAUACACCAUGAAAGUGUACAUAAGUCAUUUUUAUACGAAUAGCACAUUCGUUAUUUCUUACUAUUAAAUCAAUAUCUUGUACAACGAUUUCUAAACAACCAUGAAAACAAAGAUGCAUGUCGCGCUUUCGAAUGAACAAAUUGCUAAAAUGAUACUCAGGCUUGAAGAGAACGAUAAUAAUCUCAAUGAAUCUCAAUAUAUAUCUUUUUUUAUAUAAAGAACAAAAUUGAAUUAAAUAAAUCAUCUAUGAACUUCUA